Nematolebias whitei (Rio pearlfish) is the source of this 697-nucleotide messenger RNA. Its product is annotated as chloride intracellular channel protein 5-like. The record is from RefSeq and is a predicted model, not a curated record. The transcript has 5 exons. The coding region runs from base 62 to 697 and encodes 211 amino acids. NCBI's taxonomy places the organism in Eukaryota, Metazoa, Chordata, Actinopteri, Cyprinodontiformes, Rivulidae.
UCUACAGGCUGGGAGUGAUGGCGAGAGCAUUGGAAACUGUCCUUUCUCCCAACGCCUCUUCAUGAUCCUUUGGCUGAAAGGAGUAGUGUUUAAUGUUACCACUGUUGACCUGAAGAGAAAACCAGCUGAUCUUCACAAUCUGGCCCCGGGAACCCAUCCGCCGUUCCUCACCUUCCAGGGCAACGUUCUCACUGAUGUCAAUAAAAUAGAGGAGUACCUGGAGGACAUGCUGGCUCCACCAAAGUAUCCCAAACUUGCAGUAAAGAAUCGUGACUCCAACUUAGCAGGAAAUGACAUAUUUGCCAAGUUCUCUGCUUAUGUGAAAAACACAAGACCAGAAAAAAAUCGAGCAUUGGAGAAGAGCCUAAACAAGGCUCUGGCUAAGUUAGAUGCGUAUUUGAUGACUCCGCUCCCCGAUGAAUUUCUGUCGGGACACCACAGCGGCCAAGGAGAAUCCGCCCGUAAAUACAUGGAUGGUGAUGAACUGACGCUCGCUGACUGCAACCUUCUCCCCAAACUUCAUGUAGUCAAGGUGGUUACGAAGAAAUACAGAAACUACGAGAUCCCGUCUGAUUUCAGAGGAGUAUGGAGGUACCUUGGCAAUGCCUACACCAGAGAUGAGUUCACCCACACGUGUGCAGCAGACGUUGAAAUCGAGCUCGCUUACAAAGACGUGGCUAAGAGGCUGGGGAAAUGA